This is a messenger RNA of Botrytis cinerea B05.10, 1169 nucleotides long. RefSeq lists its product as hypothetical. NCBI's taxonomy places the organism in Eukaryota, Fungi, Ascomycota, Leotiomycetes, Helotiales, Sclerotiniaceae. Gene Ontology annotation, biological process: protein ubiquitination; positive regulation of mitotic metaphase/anaphase transition; anaphase-promoting complex-dependent catabolic process. Gene Ontology annotation, cellular component: nucleus; anaphase-promoting complex. The transcript has 4 exons. The record is from RefSeq and is a predicted model, not a curated record. Gene Ontology annotation, molecular function: cullin family protein binding; ubiquitin protein ligase activity; zinc ion binding. Bases 171 to 461 code for a protein of 96 amino acids.
GACCAUCUGCCCGGUGUUGCUCCCCCGCAUUGUUUGUUGAUUAGGAUCAAGCAAUCGCGUCCACGGCCUCCAAUGCCUCCAAUGCCUACAACGUUUGAAGUUGCUUUGAUACCGAUACUCGAGCUCCGCGAAUAGUUGCGGAAUCAGCGCCAGCGCCAAAGACCAAGAAAAUGAAAGUAAAGAUCAGAACAUGGAAUGCGGUUGCAACUUGGAGGUGGGAUCUUGACGAAGACGACGUCUGUGGUAUUUGCCAGGUACAUUUCGAUGGGACAUGUCCUACUUGCAAAUACCCUGGAGAUGAUUGCAGCUUGCUAUCAGGAAAAUGCGGGCACAAUUUCCACAUGCAUUGCAUAGUAGAAUGGAUCAAACAAGAUUCAUCUAAAGGGCAGUGUCCUAUGUGCAGACAGAAAUUCGAAUGGACCGACAAUACAACUGCGCCAGAGCUAGUACAACCUUCAUGACCAAACAGAUGCUCAUAGAAGAGCGCGAGAACACGGCGUACGAAAUACCACCAUCGAGGCUGAGGAGUUAUCUUAUUUUAUAUGGCGUUAAUGGAAACGAGGCAGAAAGUUUGGCAGGCGCUGGGCGAUUAUUGAUACCCUCGACUUAUGUACAGAAUGUAUGAUUAUUGUUGUCGCAAUAUGUGGAGGACCACAUCGAAAGCAAAUGAACAAUUGGCACAUAGAAUACAAUCGAAUCAUACCAAUCUUUGUUUUUGUCAUAUUUCCACGAAUUAGUUGCUCGACUUUCCAGUACCACCCAGCACAAUUUUGCAGCACUUUCCUCUUUUUAUCGAAUAAUUACUCCAACGUACAGUCUUAUCGCCCAGUCACUACGUGUCUCGAUUUAAAGCUCAGUCGUACUUGGAACAAAACCACUCGAUGUCUUAUGCUUGAGUUGAGCGGACUCUGAUAGAUCCGUGAUACUUUAUACUAGUGGUGUUUUAGCUUAUUUCUAUUUCCAACGGACAAACUCUUUCCUCCAUCAAUAUCUCUCUCCUAGUCACUCAAACCUUUUCAAACAAUGGGAGAUAGCAUUGUUGCUUUGGGCCGGGGAAAUCCAGAGACCAGAUGGUUUUCGCAUAGGAGCAGUGUUGAUUUCUCAUUGAAUAUAUUAUUUACAACACGAAUUUCCGUCACAUACGACCAUAGACUGAGGAGAAUUGGGCA